Cebus imitator (Panamanian white-faced capuchin) is the source of this 1053-nucleotide messenger RNA. RefSeq names its product cyclin-Y-like protein 2. The record is from RefSeq and is a predicted model, not a curated record. Gene Ontology annotation, biological process: regulation of canonical Wnt signaling pathway; regulation of cyclin-dependent protein serine/threonine kinase activity. Gene Ontology annotation, cellular component: plasma membrane. The transcript is spliced from 10 exons. Bases 13 to 867 code for a protein of 284 amino acids. Gene Ontology annotation, molecular function: protein kinase binding; cyclin-dependent protein serine/threonine kinase activator activity. NCBI's taxonomy places the organism in Eukaryota, Metazoa, Chordata, Mammalia, Primates, Cebidae.
UGUGAUGGGGAGAUGCCUGAAGAAAGGGCUUUGGAGUCCGACCCUUCUGAUCAUCCAGAAGCAAAGAAAUCUCAAGCAGAUGCACAAGAAACAGGAAAAAACAGCGGUACUAACCAUAUAUAUGCGGAAUAUUCUUCUUUGAAAUUCAGCUCAUGCUCGACAAUUUUUCUUGAUGACAGCACAGCCAGCUCCCCUCAUUUUGAAGUGACAAUAGAAUCUGUGGCCUUGGAGAUAUAUUAUCUUAUCAAGGAAAGAGAUGAAAAUAGAACUUUGGAAAUAUUUGAUGAACGUAUAUUCCCACUUCAUCGAGGACACGUUCUGGAAGAAUACUUUAUGUUUGAUCCUACACACAAAGUGAUUUGCAGAUUUAUGCUUACUCUGUUUUGUAUCAAAAGGCUAGAUGCUGACUUAGCAAUCAUAAGUUUGGUAUACGUAAAAAGACUUGUAAAGUGUGCUAAUAUCAACAUUUGUCCAUCCAACUGGAAGAGGAUUAUCUUCGGAGCCAUUCUUCUUGCCAUCAAGUUUGGGAGCAAUGUGGCUGUGUGCAAUAAGGACUUAUGCAAGCACUUUGAGAAAAUUACAGUUGACCAUAUGAAUGAGUUGCAAAGGGACUUCUUGGAGCUAAUUAAUUAUAAUACCAACGUUCCUGGAAGCAUUUAUACCAAAUACUACUUCUAUCUUCGUGCCUUGGCGUUCAGGCAUGGCCUGGGUUUGCCAACUUACCUUCUUAACAGAGAAAGAGCAUGGGAUCUGCGGGCUUUAUCAAGGAUGGAACAAGAUGAAGUGUUCUAUACUGCUCGAAAGACCGGGUCUUUGAGUGCUGGUGACUUAAUUCGUCUUCAGCGCGCUAAGGCCGUCCUCUCCUGAAGGAAGAAAUGAGGGGUAAUGUAACAUCUGAACCCCUCACCAAAAAAGACAGGAAAAUACCACCUCUCCUGCUAAAUAACUAGAAAAGUUUGUAUUUUCAAAAGAAGAAAUACCUCAAUUCAAGUUAACUCAAGGACAACUAAGAUUGCACUUUAUAGUAAAGAAUGGGACCUUGUCAGGGCAACA